ACUGGAUCCACUACUGGCCCAAGAAUACUGAUGAGAAACCUUGUCUGGAUUGGGUCGGAAGCUGGAAUUCGGUGCUGUGCAGACCAGUGCUCAAAAUUGUGGUUAUUUUUGAGGACUCGCCUUCAAUCCAGAACAUUUGAGUUUCACCUUCCUCGCCCAGAUUCAGUUAACAAGCGCACCAUCCUGGGAAGUGCAUGUCUCAGACCAACUCCACCUUCACCUUCACCACCUGUCGCAUUCUGCAUCCUUCAGAUGAGCUCACUCGGGUCACACCAAGCCUUAACUCAGCCCCAACUCCAGCUUGUGGCAGCUCCAGCCACUUGAAAUCCACGCCAGUGGCCACCCCAUGCACUCCACGGAGACUGAGCCUGGCUGAGUCCUUCACUAACACCCGUGAGUCCACGACCACCAUGAGCACAUCCCUAGGGCUCGUGUGGCUGUUGAAGGAGCGGGGCAUUUCUGCGGCUGUGUACGACCCCCAGAGCUGGGACAGGGCCGGCCGGGGCUCUCUCCUGCACUCCUACACACCCAAGAUGGCUGUGAUCCCCUCUACUCCGCCGAACUCGCCUAUGCAGACACCCACAUCCUCCCCACCCUCCUUUGAGUUCAAGUGCACGAGCCCUCCCUACGACAACUUCCUGGCUUCCAAGCCGGCCAGCUCCAUCCUGAGGGAAGUGAGAGAAAAGAACGUCCGCAGCAGUGAGAGCCAGACCGACGUGUCCGUCUCCAACCUCAACCUCGUGGACAAAGUCAGGAGGUUUGGGGUGGCCAAAGUGGUGAACUCAGGGCGAGCCCAUGUCCCCACCUUGACUGAGGAGCAGGGACCUCUCCUCUGUGGGCCCCCGGGGCCGGCACCAGCCCUUGUCCCCAGAGGCCUGGUACCUGAGGGCCUGCCCCUCGGAUGCCCCACUGUCACCAGUGCCAUCAGUGGGCUGCAGCUGAAUAGUGGCAUCCGGCGGAAUCGCAGCUUCCCCACCAUGGUGGGAUCUAGCAUGCAGAUGAAAGCCCCCGUGACUCUCACCUCGGGCAUCUUGAUGGGUGCUAAGCUCUCCAAACAAACUAGCUUACGGUGAGGACUGGAGGGGGCCGGUUGCCCUGGAGGAGACCCAUGUUCUUCUCUCUUGCUCCCACCUCCCUCUCUUCCCCCUACAGUGCACUUCCUCCCUCUGCCCUUCUCCGUCCACCCCCUCCUGAGCUAGACAAAUCAACCUCGUGCCUAAUGGAGGAAGAGUGGAACCUUUGUAAAAUGUGUACAUAGGACUUGGAGACCUCGUGUCCGCCCUGCUCUUUCUUCCGAUCCCACAGGAAGUGCCCCUGCACUGUCAUCACUCUCACGAGGACGUCACCUGUGCUAACCUGGGGGAAGGUGGGGUCCUUUCUUCUUUCCUUUUGAGAAGCACUGAAACUCCCAAGUGUGUUCUUAUCCCAUGGAUAGGAAACCAGUGAAUUCCGUGGCUGGCACACCACGAGCUGUCAACGCGGCACGGGUCAUAACAUAUCUGGGUGUCAUCGGACACCUCGCCUCACCCACCCUGUAGGAGCGUAAGGAGCCUCCAUCCUCAGCCACGUGCCGCUGACGUGGCUUUCCUGAUCGGAGGGCUUUUCUUUCUUUUAUGGGUGGCCCAGCUUCUUCAAGACCUUCACUACUCUGCCUCAGUGGACAGUCGUUUCCUUUCUGAGGUGUGACCUUUUGUUUUCAUGCCUUCCCCUUGAAGUCAUCCUGUGUUUUGUAAUCAGCUGUCAGGCCAAAUGUCUGACCCGAAAGAGAAUGUAUUUACACUAGUGCUGCGUUCAGCAGCCCCUCUGUGUUCUGUGUGAUUUGUUUUACUUUUCCUUUUUUUAAAAAAUAUAUAUGCAGGGAGGUAAUGGUACUGGUAGUGUAUGUUUUCUGUGUGGUUCAAAUAUGAAUUUCAAACACACCAAGCCGCUAAUGAGAUAGCAGCUUUUUUCUGGGACCCAGAGUCACAACCAAAUUGAUUUAAGACCAGACCCAAGACACCUUUAACAGUAAGACUGAAAGGAAAAAGGAUAGGGAAAAAGCUUAUUUAAAGAAAUGUGUCAACACCAAAUGUAGAGGGGAAGAACCACAACCAGGCAUAAUACCAAACUGGUUCCGGGGGAAGCAAGGCUUUGGCAUUCCACUGGCUCCAGCGCUUCCUCCAAAACCCAAGACUGGCCAGGGUGCUGUCACCGUGCAGUCUUUGAUUGCAGCCAUUCAGUGCCCACGUUUUGCCUUCUUGUUUCAGAAGAGCACGUGGUCACAACAAAGUAUUUUCUUUCCCUCCAAAGCCUUUUGUCUCCUUGUGCCACUUUUUAUCCUUAGGAAAAGAUCCAGGUGCUUGUGAAAAGAACCAUGAAUGCAACAAGGGAGGCUGGUCCUGUUGCUGUCGCCGAUGAAAUUUUUAACUUUUAUUUAUUAUUUAUGUCUGCCGUAUUUUAAAUAAACAUUCUCGUUCCUUCCAGUUCCAGUCAUAGUGUGUCUGUGGCAUUCCAGUCCAACCACGUAACUUAUUUAUUCUAAUUUGAGGGCUGCACUGUACAUCAUGGUGUCCCGUGACACUGUGUUCCAGACAUUUAUGGAAGGAAAACAUCCCACGUAAAUGAAACUGUCGUUCUGUGUCCUCCCUCGCAGCAGCAGAUGUGUCCUUCCAUUGAGUGAGGGUGACCUUAUGUCCAGCAGGGGAUACUUUGAGAAAGCCCCUAAGGAGCAAGCCUCAGUCCCACGGUUUCAGACUAUUUAUUCUCUGAACACAAGAGUAUUGGUUAAUUACGUUCUCAGCUCUCCUUGCUGUUACAUGUGUGCACUCACUGCAAGUAACUUAUAUCUUUUUAUUUGAAUGUAUUUUAAAGCGGUAGAUAGAAUAACAAAGGAAUAUGAAAACCAUGGACUGAAUGGACCAUUUUAUGUAUUCAGAGAGAGGAGCCACUCAUCGUUGCCAGAUAUACCAUGUAAAAAUUGGCAGUUCAGAGGUUGCAAUAUUUAGUAUAGUAAAUAAAUAAACGAUCAACAUUGUGCAACCACUACCAAAAAGUGUGUUGUAAUGCAUCAAAAAUCAACAAAAUUUUAUUCACUAAUGAGUAUCAAUAAAAUAAGUUCAAAUGAUGGAAACCA
This is a messenger RNA of Cercocebus atys (sooty mangabey), 3112 nucleotides long. Its product is annotated as trafficking kinesin-binding protein 1. NCBI's taxonomy places the organism in Eukaryota, Metazoa, Chordata, Mammalia, Primates, Cercopithecidae. The record is from RefSeq and is a predicted model, not a curated record. Gene Ontology annotation, biological process: neurogenesis; endosome to lysosome transport; anterograde axonal transport of mitochondrion. Gene Ontology annotation, cellular component: dendrite. Gene Ontology annotation, molecular function: GABA receptor binding. The coding region runs from base 195 to 1073 and encodes 292 amino acids. The transcript is spliced from 3 exons.